GUUGAAGAAAUGUAUUCUUUAGCUAAGUUUAAUUGUAUUCGAUCAAUUUUCAAAUUAAAUUUUCUGGAAAAAAAAGAUUAAAUGAAAGAAGAAAAAAGGGUCAUAUGAAACACGUUACUCUAUAUUUUUGACUUGUCGAUUGUAUCAUGAUUAUCGGGACAUCUUGUAUAGCUCCGCUCAGUUGCGUUGAACAUCUCGGCGUUUUAUCAAAUUUGGGAAUGCGAAGAAUAAAAUAUCAUGGUUUAUGACUGAAAACAUCUUUUUUGCGAUUACUCGGUAUUGGAAAACAUCUCUUGUGUCUGUCAGUACAAUGUUGUUGCGAACGUACAAGUGGGGAUUAAACUGCCAAUUUAAACAGCUUGCUCGUAAUUUUGGAAUAUUAAAGCAUCAACCAGCUCUUGGAUUUGAACAUCAUGUUGCUAAACUGCCGAUAAUACAACAUGUUAGAUGUAAAUCUAACACUCCAAUGAAUACCAUUAUACUAUUUGUUCCACAACAAGAGGCAUGGGUUGUUGAAAGAAUGGGAAAGUUUCAUAGGAUUCUAAACCCAGGGUUAAACAUUCUUACACCAAUAAUUGAUAGAAUUAAAUAUGUUCAGUGUCUCAAAGAAAUAGCUAUAGAAAUACCUCAACAAAGUGCUGUUACCUCAGAUAAUGUAACAUUAAAUAUUGAUGGUGUAUUAUACUUAAGAGUAGUUAAUCCAUUUCUGGCUUCAUAUGGUGUUGAUGAUCCUGAGUUUGCCGUAGUUCAAAUAGCUCAAACUACAAUGAGAUCUGAGCUAGGAAAAAUACCUUUGGAUAAUGUGUUCAGAGAAAGAGAAGGGCUCAAUGUUUGUAUCGUUGAGAGUAUAAAUAAAGCAAGUGAAGCUUGGGGAAUAGCUUGUCUAAGAUAUGAAAUACGUGACAUAAGACUACCUCCAAGAGUACAAGAAGCAAUGCAAAUGCAAGUGGAAGCAGAACGCAAGAAGAGAGCUGCAGUUUUAGAAUCAGAAGGAACUAGAGAAGCAGAAAUAAAUAUAGCAGAAGGAAAACGUUUAGCGCAGAUUCUAGCAUCCGAGGCUAUAAAACAAGAAGAAAUAAAUAAGGCGAUUGGUACUGCACAGGCUUUAGUGGCCAUUGCGGAAGCACGUGCAAAGAGUUUAAAACUUGUGGCAAAUGCUCUCAAUAUGACAGAUGCAAAAAAUGCAGCAGCAUAUAGUAUAGCAGAACAAUAUGUCAAAGCAUUCAACAAAUUGGCAAAGGUCAACAAUACUUUGAUCUUGCCCAGUAAUGUUUCUGAUGUGUCUUCCUUAGUAACACAAGCAAUGACGAUUUAUAAACAAGUUAUGUCUCAGCCUACUUUAGAUAAUCCUGAUGCAAAAGAGAACAAAGAUGCUCUCAGUGUUGAUGACUCAGAUGAAUCUUUCGAAUAUUUCAGUGACAAAGAAGAAGCAGAGAAGCACAGAAGCAGCAAAAGAAAGCAAAAUCCUAAAUUCUGUCCUUAUAGAGAUGGGGGAAAUAAUUAAUUAUGAGUCAAUAAUAACAAAACAAUUUUAUGCAAAGAUUCAUAAGUUAAAAUAGUUACAAGAAUAAUUAAUUUUUUAAAAGUGCA
This is a messenger RNA of Bombus huntii, 1590 nucleotides long. It is a transcript of the gene Stoml2, whose product is annotated as stomatin-like protein 2, mitochondrial. The transcript has 9 exons. Gene Ontology annotation, cellular component: membrane. NCBI's taxonomy places the organism in Eukaryota, Metazoa, Arthropoda, Insecta, Hymenoptera, Apidae. The coding region runs from base 245 to 1504 and encodes 419 amino acids. The record is from RefSeq and is a predicted model, not a curated record.